Paramisgurnus dabryanus is the source of this 3665-nucleotide messenger RNA. The record is from RefSeq and is a predicted model, not a curated record. NCBI's taxonomy places the organism in Eukaryota, Metazoa, Chordata, Actinopteri, Cypriniformes, Cobitidae.
UACUGCUAGUCCAACCAACUUCAGCAAUCGUUUCCCACCAGAGCAGAAAGUAGCUUCUCAGUAGCAGAUACUGCCGGCUUUCGAAGCGAUAAAAAGCUAAUUUCCAUAUUUGCACCUGCUGCUUAUAUACGCACCUGGCGGGGCGGCGCCAGCAUUAUGCAAAUAUCUCAAUGCCAAGUUCAUUGGCGUUUUAGUAGUAUUCGAAGCAGAUUGGUCCCUCUAAGCGAGUUCCCAAUUCGUCGGUCACGACGUGAUGUCGUAGUGACCGACUGAAAGGGAACUAUAUUUUGCAAGCACAUUAUAUUAUAUUUUGAACAGAAAUUAACAAUCGCAAAAAAAAAAAAUAGUUUGAGCAAAUAAAAAACGAUUCCGUGCUCAAUAAAUGUAUUUGCUUGUUUGCUAUUAUCCAUAUAUUUACGUGCAGUAAUAACCCGUCUCACGCGCUUCACUCAGGUGCUCUCUCACAAACUUAUUCUCUGCGCUCCUGUCAAGUUCCUCUCUCUCUCUCCCAACCUCUUUCUAUGCGCGCUCAACUCGAUGCACACGCUCGCUCAACUUACAACAGCAUAACAAGUGUGCCACAAAAUCAACCAAUCAGAAAAUUACAGGUCAAUUUUGAUUGGCUGUUGGUCUCCAACCAAAUCGCUAGUAGAACCAAAGCCCAUGCCAAAGCCCGUCUGGUAGAACUACAGCAUCCCGGAAGCUUACUGAAACAAAUCUAAAAAUAACAGCGAGACUAAUGGAUUAAAACACAUUUUGGUAAGUUUUUUUUUUAUUAUUAACUUAAAAGUGCCUUGAUAGUUUUUAUGUAUUAUAAUGCUGUUGUGUUGUUUAACUUACAAUAUUAUAUCUCAUAUUGUGACUAAAGUUAGCUUGACUUAUCCUUUUCAAAGCACAGCUGCAGACAAUGUCAUCAGAACAGCAACCCCUAAAUGUCCCACCACGGCCACAUGUGAGUAGUUUGUAAUAUUUUGUUAUAGGUACUGUGUUUAUUACCUUUAUUUUGUUUGUCUGCAUUCUUGUGCAAACUACAUUUCGUUGCUGACGUUAACCAAUUUAUAUAAAAAAGCAGUAGGCUAACUCCCAGGAUAACUUUAAUUGGCAAACUAAGAGAACAAUAAAGUCUUAACUUUGUUCUUCAUAAUGAUGUAAACGUUAUUUAAACUAUAACCUUACCUAGAAUGCACGUUGCUGCCAGACAUUUCAGAUGUUACAUUGAAAUUGGUCUUGUUGAGACUUAGGGAGGAUGUAUGAGAGUUAUGCAAUUAACAUACAAAGUACAUGUAUUCCAUUAUAUGAGCAUGAAUAGAUAUGUUAAUAGUUACAUUUAGUGACAUUUUGCAUUAUUAGCAGAAUUAAAAUAGUAAUUCAUUUUAAAAGAAACAUGUAUAUAUACAGUACUACCAUGCAAAUGCGCAGUCAAACACAUUACACUUCACGAGUCUCACAACACCUCAGGUCUCCAGUAAAAGUUCAUCUUUAUUAUCAUGGCCUUUAAUGGAAAGAAAGUUUUCACUAGGUGGACAUUUCACUUAAGUUUUCCAGAUUUGAAAAUGCUUUAUAUGCUACUGUAUAAAUUUAUGUCUACUUCAUAAAAAAUAUUUUAUUUUCUUAUGUUACAUUGGUAUGUUGUCUUAGAAUAAACUGAAAUAAAAGUCAUAUAGGUUUUCCCUUGUCUUUAAUUGCAUAUUUGGCAUUGAAGUAAAAGUCCACAACCAUGCUGAUAAUCUACACAUACAUAGCCAAAGUAAACUAUCAUCUGAGAAAUUUUGUUAUAAUCUAAAAAACAUGUUUUUAGACAGCAUGUUCUACAUUUUAUUCUAAAGUUUAAAUACAGAUUCCUAUCUGGCUAUGGCUAGGAUGCUGUAAGGGAUACAAUUAUUACUUUUAUCUACUACAUGUUAUCUUACUGUAUCUCAGUCAUGUACCGGUAGUUUAUUCUCAAAAAUAUAUGCUAACUACUAAUCCCUCUUCUUUGCUAAUCUGAGCACUUUCUGUCUAACAGGACUUGCUGAGACAGCAGUUGAUGGAGAGACUUCUUACCAGACUGCAAUCUGCCAUAAACCAAGUACCACUAAAUUUGGAUUAUUUGGAGUUUCUGACAGCCAUGAGCUUAUUCUAUUUGAAUCGUUCUCUGGGCAGAUAGGCAGUGUAUCAAACAUUACAGAAGCACUACAAAACCUCUAUGAUGUUAUCAAAAGGGAAAUGAAUGCCAGAUCUAUGCCCAUUGUUGAACAGGAAACAGAGGUUGGUCCAGGUUCUGGUCACCCCAAAAUUGUAAUAGAGAAAGAAAAACUAAAGAAUUUGCUGGACACACAUCUGCCAGUCUCCUGCAUUGCAAAAUUGUUGUGUGUUUCAAGGAGAACAAUUUACAGAAGAAUGAAAGAAUUUGGCUUAUCUGUAAGAGGAUCAUACAGCACAGUGACUGACCAAGAGCUUGACAACAUCAUUUCAGCUAUAAAAAGUCAGAUGCCAAAUGCUGGUUAUAGAAUGGUUCAAGGCCAUUUGGUGUCAAUGGGUCACCGCAUUCAGUGGUGGAGAAUGAUGGCCUCCAUGCAUCGGGUUGAUGCUGCAGGGAUCUUCUUACGACUCACAGAACUAGGUUGUGUUGUGCGAAGAAGUUAUUCUGUGCGAGGCCCUCUGUCAUUGGUCCACAUUGACACAAAUCACAAACUGAUCAGAUACAACAUUGUGAUCUUUGGAGGAGUGGACGGCUACUCAAGGAAGAUCUUGUACUUGGAUGCUGCAACAAAUAACAAAGCAUCAACUGCAUUCUCAAUCUUCCUGAGAUCAACCCAGCUUUAUGGCUUACCAUCAAGAGUAAGGGGGGAUCAGGGUGUUGAGAACGUGGACAUUGCACACUUUAUGUUCACCACACGGGGAACAUGAAGAGCCAGCUUUAUCUCGGGAAAGAGUGUCCACAAUCAGAGAAUAGAGCGACUUUGGCGGGAUGUCUGGGUUGCAGUCACUAGCAAGUACCAUGAUGUUCUACACUCUCUCGAGGAAGACGGUCUGCUUGAUAUCUCUGAUGAGGUUCAUCUUUUUGGUGCCCACUACAUAUUUGUCCCUCGACUCAGAGCAGACCUUGAGACCUUCACUGGAGGAUGGAAUAAUCAUCCUCUACGGACAGAGGGAGGUCUCAGUCCUGAACAGCUGUGGUAUAUGGGACAUCAACAAGAUCUAUACGAAGGGGAGAGUCUUGAGGAACUUUAAGAUCCAGGCAUUGAAUGGGAGAGUGCAAUGCUCCAAGGAGAUGCCAACGGUUGUGGUUCCUGAAAUUUUGUGCCCACUAGAUGAUGAAGCCCUGGAAGAACUUCGGAGAACUCUUGAACCUAUGGAACAUUCUCAGUCACAUGGUCGUGACUUGUACACACGAUACUUGCACAUAGUAUCCAACCAACAAUGACAUUUAAACCUGAACUUCUUAGCUGGUUACAAUAUUGCACUUGGCAAAAACAUCCCAUUAUGUUUACCAAUGAACCAGGAAAAAAAGGCACUUAAGGAGAGGCACCCUUUGGGAUGUAUAACUAACAGUAGCAACAGCUGUUACAAGUUCUAUCUAGCUCUAAAAAAAGAAAUACUAAAGAUGUUAUACAACUAGAGGUGAGAAAAGUAAAAGUGCAGAGUUCACCCAUUUUGGGAAGUCCCUAAAUAAAACCCAAAUU